Molecule: messenger RNA, 1511 nt
Organism: Pangasianodon hypophthalmus (striped catfish)
Lineage: Eukaryota; Metazoa; Chordata; Actinopteri; Siluriformes; Pangasiidae
Gene: rab34a
Product: RAB34, member RAS oncogene family a
Exons: 12
Coding region: 382-1161 (259 amino acids)
Biological process (GO): phagosome-lysosome fusion; endocytosis
Molecular function (GO): GTP binding; GTPase activity
Source: RefSeq, a predicted model, not a curated record
AAACCGCGAACACACUAACUAGCGCACUAAGCAGAGUGCUAAAGCUCGCCGCCGGCGGCCAGACAGCAGCGCGCGCACUGUGUAGUGCGCUAGUGUGCCUGAGGUCAGGAAUUCUCCAGCUGUGUAAACUAGGGUCUGCUUUGUUCCCAGAUUUGCAGGAUUAGCAUGGCAGAUUAGUCAGACAUCAUCAUGGCCACAUUCUUUACUGAAUGGCUGCUUACAGAUCAGCAGAGUCUGUAACGGGACCUGCAGCAGGCCUGGUGGAGGCGAGGCGACGGUAUGAGCAGCGUUUAACUCGGUAUCACUGUGUGCAGUGCAGCUCGGUAUCUGCUCCUGACCUCCCAUCCCCAAACAGAUCAACCAGAGUGAAGGGCCUUCAUCAUGAGCGUCCUACCUCCUGUGCGCAAGGACCGCGUCAUUAGCCAGCUUCCUAAGUGCUUCAGUAAAGGGGCCACUUUACACACAGAAGAUGGAUUUAAUGCCAAGGUGAAGACAGCUUGCCAGGAGCAGAGAACUGGCACUGUGGGGUUUAAAAUCUCCAAGGUUAUUGUAGUUGGAGACUUGGCUGUAGGGAAAACCUGUCUGAUUAAUAGAUUUUGCAAAGAUGUCUUUGACAAAAAUUACAAAGCUACCAUUGGUGUAGACUUUGAGAUGGAGAGGUUUGAGGUGCUUGGGGUUCCAUUCAGCCUCCAGCUGUGGGACACUGCAGGUCAGGAAAGGUUCAAAUGCAUCGCUUCCACAUACUACAGAGGAGCUCAGGCCAUAAUAAUUGUUUUUGAUUUGACUGAUGUGGCCUCGCUACACCAUACCAGGCAAUGGCUGGAGGAUGCUAUGAAAGAGAACGACCCCACCAGUGUGUUACUCUUCUUGGUGGGCACAAAGAAAGAUCUCAUUUCCCCGGCACAGUAUUCUUUUAAUGAACAGGAUGCCAUUAAAGUGGCCCAAGAGAUGAAAGCGGAGUACUGGGCUGUGUCUGCUUUGUCUGGGGAAAAUGUGAGGGAGUUUUUCUUCCGUCUGGCAUCACUAACAUUUGAGGCCAACGUGUUGGCAGAGCUGGAAAAAAGCAGCUCCAGGCGCAUUGGGGAUGUUAUCAAAAUCAGCAACACCACCAGUAACUUGUAUGCAACGUCUAAAAAGAAACAGUCGAACUGCUGUCAGUAAAGGGAUUGAACAAUUUGAGAAAUUUGCACUGAAUUAAAUGAUGGUACCAAAGCAGAAACUAUAGGUACAGAUGAACAAGGGAGACUAUAAAGUGUUUUAAAAAGAUUUUUUUUUUUAAGAAUAUGUGGUUAGGACAGGCUGGAGUAAACAUUCCUUGGUAGUAUUUUUUCUCUUUUUCAUUUCUGUGAUUAAAUUUUUUUUGGUCGUAUCUAUGCACAAAAAUUGUGCUGCCUUCCUUUCUGUGUUUGAUGUUUAUGAAUGAUUUGGUACUAUGGCAUAAAUCAUAACAGUGUCAGGAAAUUUAUGAAUUCUUAAGUUUACAUUAAACAGUUUAUUAAGGUCAUACUGAA